Molecule: messenger RNA, 6496 nt
Organism: Lagopus muta (rock ptarmigan)
Lineage: Eukaryota; Metazoa; Chordata; Aves; Galliformes; Phasianidae
Product: USP6 N-terminal-like protein
Exons: 15
Coding region: 1863-4100 (745 amino acids)
Source: RefSeq, a predicted model, not a curated record
UGUUUCUUGUCCUUUUUAUAAGCAGUAAGCAUGGCCUUUGCCUGUGCUAGACUGUUUUGCUGUGGCAGGUGAUGCUUUUUGGUGUGCACUGCUUUUGGCAGCUCUGAUGUUGGGGCUCAAAUGUGUUUUUUGGAGGGCCUGUAUGGUGCGAGUGAGGUAUGCUCAGAGCCCCACUUGGUUUCUGCUUGUAACGUGAUGAGGCUGUCAGCCAGGAUGGCUCAGCUUUGGGAGGAUAAUGCUGACACUUUUGUGUUAAAAAUAUUCCUUGAGCUGUCAGAAAAAAUGUGUUUUAUUAUUAAUGCGUAGCACUGCAGGGGUCCUGUGAAAUGAGCAGAGUUGAUGAACUGUUACAAAUUAGCAGAAGGCCAUAUGCAGUAUUUAUUAAACAAAUGCCUGUCUCUGCAUAAAUCAUCUCCAUCUGCAGGUUGUACCUGAUGGGCACUACAUGAGCCACGUCUUUCUGUGGUAGUACUCACAAAGAGGAGCAUGGGGUGGCUCUUGGUGCCCACUGAACAUUGAAGACCUCCUCCAGAAGUUUGGGCAGCAGCUGAGCUUCCCCUUUAGCCUGCCUGUACAGAGGAUUCCCUAUCAAACCCCAGCUCAGGUUUGGGUGAGACAUGCUUUCUAACCCACACAUGCUGAUGCUCACUCUGCACUGCUGCUGCUCUGCUUGUUGACGUUGUAUCCUUCCCACGUUCUCCGCCUCGAUAUCCUGAACUAUAAAAAAUAAAGAUAAAUCUGGAUGGCACAAGCACUCCCCAACUCAGUACAGGUGGCUAGAUGCUACUUCCCUGCAAUUCAGAAGGCAUGGAUUGAGACUGAAUUAACAGCAAAGGACGUCAGGAUUGAAGGUACCCAUGUUGAGAUCACUAGCAACAAAAUUCAGUGUUCACAGUACAACCUUAAUUUAAAAAGAAACAAACAAAUAUGUUUUUAACGUUGGGAAGUGACAUCUGAUAAUAUUUUCUUUGAAGAGUGGGUGUGGGGAUUCGGUAUUUUCAGCUGCAGCUCUCCUCAAGAAUAUAUUUUUUUAUAUGACCAUCUCUCAAUAAACUUUUGUAACAAUUUCUUGAAGGCAUUUGUAGUUGCAGAAAGUUUUUCAGCCAAAGAUGUGUUGCUGUGGGGAGGGGAAAAGGGAUUGGCAGCCUGUGCUCUGCUGGAUUUGUGUCUGAUGGUGGAUUUUGGUGUCAAGUGGAUAUGAUUUUAGAACUGGGUGUAUCUUGCAAGGGCUUUUCCAAGGCACAGGGAUAUCAACUGCUUUUGAAAAGCAAUUGGGAAUGUGAUUUGUGGGAUCUCAGCUCUUCAGAAAACUGGGUUUGGACAAGAAACGUAAAAGGAACUGUACACAGGAAUAGACAGAAAUGCUGCUAUUUAAGAAUCCAAUAGAAGCUCGGCGUAAAGAAGGGCAACCUAAAUUUGAGGUCUGCAUGGAGUGGUUUCAUCUGCAGCUCACUACAUGGAGCGAUUUGGGACUUCAUUGUCAUCUCUGAGAUGCUACAGAUAGGCAGAUGAACUCCUGCAUCAAACAAGAAGGUCAUCUUCAUCCAUCCACAGGCUGCUGGGCUGCUCCUCCCCUGGUGUCUGAGUCCUGAAACUCAGAGUGGCUGUGGAAAACCUUCUCGAGAAGCGAUGGCAUGAGGAGGAGGAGCUGCACAAGCACUCUCAGUGAGCCCUCAGCAGGAACCAGCCCUUGUCCAGACAGCGGUGCAACAAGGCUGCCCGGGGCUGAGCCGUGAGCGCUUGAGCAGGAAUCAUUGCAACCUGAAACAGAAGGCUUACUGCUGGUUAGAUGCCCAAAAGGGAGAGCACAACUCUGGCUGAACUGAUGCAUCUCGGCACCUGAUACAGGUGCAGCUUCUGACAUGAAGAAAGAUAUAGACACUUUAAUAACCCAGGAAAAAGCGGAGAUCAUUGCCAAGUAUGAGAAGGGCAGGCAGGAGGGAGCCACGAUUGACCCGUGGGAAGAUGCUGAUUUCACGCUGUACAAAGUUACUGACCGCUUUGGGUUUCUGCAUGAGCAGGAGCUGCCAACCCGCACCGCCUUGGAGGAGAAGCAAAAGCAGCAGGAAAUUGAACGUGUGGACAAGUGGCUGAAGAUGCUGAAGAAAUGGAGCAAAUACAGAAACAGUGACAAGAUGUGUCGGCGAGUGUACAAAGGCAUUCCGCUCCAGGUGCGAGGCCAGGUCUGGUCACUGCUGCUGGACGUUGAGAAGAUGAAGAAGGAGAAUGAAGGAAAGUAUGAGCAAAUGAAACAACAGGCAAAGAGCUGGUCCUCAGAAAUCAAGCAGAUAGAUCUGGAUGUUAACCGCACCUUCCGAAACCACAUCAUGUUUCGGGAUCGCUAUGGUGUGAAGCAACAGGCAUUGUUCCACGUCCUGUCGGCAUACUCAGUGUACAACACUGAGGUGAGCUACUGCCAGGGGAUGAGUCAGAUUGCAGCCAUCCUGCUGAUGUACUUGAAUGAAGAAGAUGCAUUCUGGGCACUGGCACAGCUUCUGACCAACCAGAAGCACGCGAUGCAUGGUUUCUUUAUUCCCGGGUUCCCAAAGCUGCAGAGAUUUCAAGCUCAUCACGAGCAGAUUUUAAGCAAACUCUUUCCGAAACUGAAGAAGCACAUGGACAAGGAGCAGAUGACGACAGGGAUUUACACCACCAAGUGGUUCCUGCAGUGCUUCAUUGACCGGACACCUUUCACCCUCACCUUGCGGCUGUGGGACAUCUACAUCCUGGAGGGAGAGCGGGUCCUGACAGCCAUGGCUUACACCAUUCUCAAGCUGCACAAAAAGCGCUUGCUGAAGAUGACGCUGGAAGAUCUGCGGGAAUUUCUGCAGGAGAAAAUUGCUGCCUCGCUGCAGUAUGAGGAUGACGCUGUCAUAGACCAGCUGCAGGUGUCCAUGAGUGAGCUGCGCAAGAUGAAGUUUGACCUCCCCCCCCCUGCCAAGCCCGACGAGUUCCCUCGCAGACCCCUGGGCCUGGAGCUCUCCCUCAACCCUCUGGACACGAAGGCCAGUGCGGCAGCCAAUGGCCAGAAUGGGCUGCUGGGUGAGCACCCCUCUGACAGGGGCACCGCACAGCCUCCCAGCCACCAGGGGACGGCCGUCAGGACUCCCGAUGUGCCAAGCAGCCGGGCACAUGAAGCAGCUGACAGCCAUCCACAUCUCCCGUACAGUGAGGGGCAGCCAACAGAGGACGUGGCACAGCGGCAAUCUCCAAAGCUGAGCGAGAUGCAAGCCUUCCCCACCAGCCUGGAGGAUGCUGUGAGGAGUGGGGAAUCCACCCUGCACACUGGACAUGGGGUUGAGCACGAGGAGCAUCGUGAGCUGCACCACGAGUCGCCCAGCUUCACUCCCUCCCUGUGCAGCUCUGUGGGCUCCUUCCACCCUGCGUCAAACGCUCCUGUGGACACACCAGCUGGGGAGGCCCAGCCGCCUGAGUGGCAUUCCAGCAUGGACCACACGCCAGAUCCUGCUGCUUGUGGGCCACCUGAGGAACAACAAGCAUCCUCCCUGCAUGGGGAGGAGGCCACAGCACUGCAGAGGGACAUCCCUGAGGAUAAGGGCGAGACGCAACAUGGAGUGAUACUGAUGAAUGGAAUGGACUCAAAGGCCUCAUUGCCCAAGUCGGCAUCCACGGGUGAGCUUGGUGGCCUGCAGCAGGGCACAGAGAUGGCGCUUGAGCGAGGCUUCGCUGCCCUAGGCUCGCUUGCCCCGGGCAGGCCUUCGGGCAGCAGUACGCCUGUUCUGUCAGAGAGCGUGUCACUGGCCAGGGGGAACAGCCUCCAUACCGUGGUGAAAACCACCACCCGCCUGCACGUGGCGCAUGUGACUGAGCAGGACUUGGCAAACAGAAGGCAGGUGGCACUGCCCUGGCCAGAGGCCGCCCAUCCCCUGGCUGCCAGCUCCCUGCUGCCUUCUGCCAGGUCAGACAUGGGGGCAGUCCAGCAAGGCACCCAGAAACCGCCGAAUGCACUGAAAGCACCGCGCCCACCCCUGAGCCCCAAACCAAAACUUCCCCCACAGGUUUCCAAAUCCCUGUCAGAGAACAGCUUCAGCCCAGACUCUCAUCCCGCUGCACGGCUGCCCAAGUCGGUGACAUUUUAGUGGGGUGUGGGACUGAGCUGGGGGCCGGAGUGGCACCAGCCCCACGAUGCCCUCAACACGGCUGUGCCUGCCUGUGGUGUCCCAUAGAGCUGUGCUUUGGUACGAGAGCCAGGGCUGCAGAGCCCGGAGCCACCAGCAACCUCCGCUUUGGUUUGCAUCCAUGGUUUCCUUUCUAUGGACAGAAGUGCUUGUGUUUGGAUUCAUUUGGGGAGAGCAGCACAGCUGGUUAAUGUGUGCUCUUCGCUGCCUGCCCCCCUCGCAGCAUGGAGCUCCAAGGCUCAGGGUGGGUGCAGUGAUGGACAUAAGGCAGUGGAGUACAAAAUACAGGAGGCUUUCCUUCCUCUGUAGCAGUAGGCCUUUAUUUCUUUUUCCAGACCUGCAGGAAGCAGCAGCCCUUCAGAUGGGGCUGGAGCAUGCCAGUAGGCAAGCACCACUGCCCAGCAGUCUAUGCAAGUCCCUUUCUCCUGGUAGUCCCUUUCCGUGCCCCUGGCUGCACUCCCAGAGAGGAGGUGUUAGCAGCUGGUGGUGGUGAGCUCUGGCUGUGACCCCAGCAGAGGACCCUUCAUGUUCUCCAGGUGAUGAGGAUGGUGGUGAAAGUUGAGCCUGGGUUGCAGGUCCAGAGCAGCAAGCAGGCUUGCUGCCUCAAACUGACCGAAGGGCAGAAUUGGCUGCUGCCCUGGUGAGCCUGAGGGCACUGUUUAGCUGCAGUGCAAACCCCCAUCACGCACCUUGCCUUUGCCCGUGAGCUGCUGGAGGUGUGUGUUCAUGUCUCAUUGUGGUGCCCAGGUUGAAGCCUGCUUGUGCCUGAACAAGUAAAAUUUCAGGGUGGAGACGCCACAGAAGCUAGGAAGAGGGAGCACACGGCCCCCAAUUUUUCUUUGUCCUAGUUUAACCCAGCCAGAAAUCAGCAACCAAGAAAGGAAACCUGGGUACGGAGGUUUGGAAGUUGAUGCCCUAAUGCAUCGCCACAGGACAGAUGCCCCUGCAUCUAUGUGCAGUGGAGAGCCCUGCAGUCCUGUCCUUUUCCCACCUUCCUUGGGACCACGUGGGAUCCAAGCCAAUCCCUGCCUUCAGCACUUCUUUUUCAAGCAGCACUGUGUCCCCAGGAUGUCACCACCUGACUGGAGGUGCACAGGGAGCAGGGCAGCUCACCUCACUGAAAGAACGGAGCCAAACCCAUGUGCCCAGCACACAGCAGCUCAUUGUGAAGGGAUUUCAGCAAGAAGGAGGAGCAAUGGGAGCAGCAGGAAAUGAGCUCGAGGCCAGAUGCGUGGUAUGUGACAGUGCUUUGUGGCAGAGGGGAUGGGGAUGUCACCUUUUGGACAGCGGGUGGGACCACUGCCUGUCCCUCCAAUAGCAGACAUGGGCCAAAGCUCCUCUAAGAUCUAAAGAAGACUUUUGAAACCUAGUUUUCAUCUCUCAUUUUCAUCUCACAGGCUGCUGCACCAUAGCAAAGCCUACCCGGAGACUAGAAGAAAACAUCCACUGAGUCCCUUUGGGUAUUUACCAGGUUGUGCGUGUGCUUUGUGUGCGUUAUCAGUAGAGCUGUGGAAGGAGCCUGCUGCUGCUUCUGCAGCCCUGCUCUGCUCCAGACCUUGUUCCCUGCCCAUCUGUGCAGUGCAGGGCUGACCUCACAGCUACUCUGCCAGGUGCUGCCAGGGGCACGCAGUGCUGUUGGUGAAGCACUUAGGAGUGCUAUAUGGAUGCUCAGUAGUUGUGUUUUAACACACCAUGGGUAAGAGGUGGUUAAGAGGUUAAGGCAAAAGUGCUUCAAUUGGUUUGGUGUGUUCAUCAGCAAUCGUGCAGCGGUGAAAGUUGUUAGUGUGCUACAGUACCUGGGCAGUAUAUCAGGACAGGCAGCAAUUGCCUUCCAUAGCAGCUAUAUCCUGCCUGGACAGGGGCUAGAAGCGCCCCAGGGGCUGCCGAGAGCCAGCAGCACACACUGCUCUCUAGGUGCUGCCUCCCUUCCAGCUGCUCCCGCUCCAGUGCGUGUCCCAGUGCCGUCCUCACCCGCUCCAUCCCAUAGCAAAGCCAUUGUGACUGUGAGCAAACUCAGGAAGGAGCUCCCAGCUCCUGGCCCUGCCGAGCUGCCCUGCUGCAGGCUGUGCUGUUCCCUGGCCCAGUGCAUGGCGCAGGUGCGGUGUGGGCAGCAGCAGAGCUGCAGGGCCCAGUGCCAGGGACAGACCUCGCUCCCUGUCCUCACACCACAGCCGUGCAGGGCCCAGCGCUGGAGGCCGGGGCUCGGCCGUGCACUUUGACAGCCCUGCUACCGUUGGCUUUUGUUUUACUUGCUAUUCUUGUUUACAGCGUGGAACGCUUCCUCCGUGACUCUUUCUAAUGUAUUAUAAUUAUUACUUUAAAAAAUAUAGCGAUGUCUGUGGUUGGUUUUUUUGUUU